AUGCCUCUCACAGGGACUGACCUUGAAGCGCCCCUACUGGCUGCCGCAGACCACACUGGAGAGGUGCCCAGUGGAGGAGGAGUCGAGGAGAAGCCGAGUGGCGGGCAGAGGAACCCCGAGGAAGCUGCGAGCUGGUUAUCGGACCUCACGUUUGGGUGGAUGACUCCGUUGCUCCGACUAGGAUAUAAGCGGCCGUUGAUGGAUGGGGACUUGCCCGAAUUGGCAUCGUAUGAUCGUGUGGACCCCAUAGUCAACCGGCUCGAGACUGAUUUCGAAAAGCGAAAUCAGCAUCUCUUCAAGACCUGUGUGGGCAUCUGGUGGUCUCCUAUGCUGAAGGCAGCGUUAUGGAAGACGACCAACGACGGGUCGCAGGUUGCCCUGCCCAUGCUCAUGGGCUGGAUGCUGAGUACGCUCUACGAAGCUGCAGUAACGGGAGAAUGGAGCUAUGUUGAAUUGGCUUUCACUGUCGCCGUCCUUAUGUUCCUCACACAAGUCUUUGGAGCUCUCGGGGAAGCACAAUACUUUCAGCACUCUAUGAGAGUCGGUUGCCAGGUCAGGGCUACGCUAAUGUCGGCCAUUUUCAGGAAGUCUAUGAGGCUAUCGAUCGCCUCGAGACAGAACACUUCGAGCGGGAAGGUUUCCAACAUGAUCAGCUCCGACGUUGACGCCCUGCAGAUGCUAUGCAAUGUUGGCAAUACAGCGUGGAGUGGUCCACUCAGGAUUGCAAUAUCAAUGAUACUGCUGUAUAAGGAGCUGGGCAUGGCAUCGGUGAUGGGUGCUUUGGUGUUGGUAGUGAUGGUACCGGUCCAGAAGAAGAUCAUUGGUUGGCUCUUCUUGAAGAUCAAAGCCGCUCAGGGGUACACCGAUGAGAGGCUGCGACUGGUGUCAGAGACGAUGGAGGCGAUGCAGAUUGUGAAGUGUUAUGCUUGGGAGGACAGCUUUAAGUUGAAGACAGAGGAAGCUAGGGAUAAGGAACUAUCUAAACUGAAGGACUAUGCGGAAGUCAGAGCCUUCAAUAGCUUCCUCAUCAACGCUAUACCAGUAUUGGUAUCGGUAGUGUCCUUUGGGGCUUACGUACUCAUACCGGGCAACCCUCCUCUAACUGCGGUGAAAGCCUUCACAUCGCUAAGUCUUUUCAACGUCAUCCGCUUCCCCCUAAUGCAGCUGCCUAACGUCCUUAACCAGAUUUCGGCAUGCAUAGUGUCGAUCAAUCGUAUAGAGAGUUUCCUUAAACUCCCCGAGUUGGACGAGUCCACUCGUAUUAGGACCGCAUCGAAGGUGGACGAUUUGUCCCCGACCGACCACUUGGUAGUAGUACCCCAGUUGGACAUCAAUGUCACUAUUCCUAGAGAUAAGCUCACGAUCGUGAUAGGAGCCUCGGCUAGUGGCAAGUCUAGCUUCCUGCAGGCCAUCAUGGGUCAGAUGCCCAAGCUGGUAGGAUGCACGAGCGCUGGAGAAGGGGUGGCUUAUGUACCGCAGACAGCAUGGAUAUACAAUGCUACUGUAAGGGACAACAUCCUCUUUGGAGAGCCCUAUGAUGAGGAACGAUAUAAGCAAGCCAUCGAAUGCAGUCAGCUGGCCAGAGACCUCCUCAUCUUCCCAGCAGGUGACGCUACUGAGAUCGGCGAGAGAGGUGUGAACAUGUCGGGUGGCCAGAAGCAGCGAUUGGCUUUGGCCAGAGCGAUGUACUCUGAAUAUGAACUGGUCCUUAUGGACGAUCCCAUCAGUGCCUUGGAUGCAUCUGUAGCUAGAGCGGCCUUCCAAGAGGGUAUACAGGGCAUGAUGUUGGGUCGUACAAGAGUGUUGGUCACCAAUAGAGUAGAGUUCGUGCAUGCAGCCGACUGGGUUAUCGUUAUGGAUGGCAAGGGUGGUCUUGCUGGUGUUGGUACUCCUGCCGACCUCACUGAGAACUGCUCUGAGUUCCGGAGGUUGGUAUCUCUGGCCAAGUCAGAUGAUGCCAGUAUGAAUAACGACAAGUCCAAUAGCAGUUCUGGUGGCUCUGCUACUGAGUCUACAGCGGACAGUAGUGAGGAGAUGGCUAAGGAGAAGGAGGCGACGAAGGCAUUGGUGAAAACGGAGGAGAGAGCCACUGGCGCUGUACAGUGGAGAAUUGUCAAGUUGUAUGCUAAAGCUAUGACCUGGCCUAUCACCAUUAUUGGUAUGUUCACCUCUAGUGAAGGCUUCAGAGUUACAGCAGCGUGGUGGUUGUCUAAAUGGUCGGCUCAUCCCGAGUCCCCUGCUGCCCGUAAUGUGGCCUACUAUAUGGGGAUAUAUGGUGUCAUCUGCCUCUCCCAACUGGUCGCUCUAUUCUUCGGCCAGAUCAUGACGGCUAUUGGUGGCAUCACAGCUGCCAGGAACCUCCAUCGUCGGAUGUACGAUUGUCUGCUGCCCUUCGCACCAGUGUUGUUGGCCUUCUAUUACGUGCAGAACUACUACAGAUGCACUAGUCGAGAAGUGAAGAGGUUGGAUGCCCUCACUAGAAGUCCCAUAUACAACCACUUCCAGCAGACCCAGGAUGGCAUCUCGACUAUCCUGGCAUUCCGCAAGCAGGACGCCAUGGACGCCGUUAAUUCCUAUCUGAUAGACCAUCACAUUCGCUGUAAUGUGGUGCAGAUGUCCAGUAACCGUUGGUUGGCCAUCCGGCUCGAGGCCUUUGGUGGCUUCCUCGUGCUCAUAACGGCGGUCUUUCUGAUCAUGGCCCGCAAUAUUAUCAAUCAAGGCGUCGCUGGUUUGGCUAUCAGCAGUGCCUUGCAAAUAACUGCAGCGCUGAGUAUGUUGACGAGAGUGAUAGCGAUGGCCGAGAAUGCUUUCAACUCGGUGGAACGUAUCGUGGGGUAUUCUGAAGUGGAACCGGAAGCAGCCUCGGUGGUGGAGAGUAAUAGGACGCCCAAGGACUGGCCACAUGAUGGGAAGAUCACCUACAAGAUGGUCACAGCUCGAUACCGCUCUGAUCUGGCUCCAGUGCUGCGGAAUGUGAGUUUCUCCAUCGCGGGUGGCGAGAAGGUUGGCGUCAUCGGCCGUACGGGUGCUGGCAAGACAUCUCUGUUGCUGACUCUAUUCCGUAUCAUCGAAAUAGAGAGUGGCAGGAUCACCAUUGAUGGCAUUGACAUCUCGACGAUUGGCCUUCGAGAUCUGCGAUCAAAAUUGGGUAUUAUUCCACAGGAUCCCCUCAUCUUUGGUGGCACUUUGCGGUCUAACGUGGACCCUUUCGGCAAACACAGUGACGAAGAGGUGUCGAAGGCCUUGGCGAGUGCUCAUCUACGGAACAUGCCACUGAGCACGUCUAUAGCUGCUGGAGGAGGCAACCUUUCGGCAGGGCAGAGGCAACUGGUCUGUUUAGCCAGGGUCAUCUUGAGGAAAUCGAAGAUACUGGUCCUUGAUGAGGCCACGGCAUCGCUGGAUGCCCAGACCGACGCCUUGGUGCAGUUGACCAUUCGAGAGGCCUUUGCUGGGUGUACUGUGAUCACCAUUGCUCAUAGGCUCAGCACUGUUAUAGAUGGUCAUCGUAUUAUAGCAAUGGACCGAGGACAGAUAGUAGAGUCUGGUAGUCCCGCCGAGCUGCUUUCGAAUCCAGUUGGCCAUCUCACUCGUAUGGUGGAGGAUACUGGUCCUGCGUCAGCCAAGCAUCUUUAUGAGAUUGCCAUGGGUAAAGUUAGUUUGCAAGAGGAGCUGCAGACCCAGCUUGGUGGCACUGCUCGGGCUGGUUCGAAGUCUAUGGACGACCAGACAGUAGAGUGGAGGCCAUUGCCGACUUGUGAGCGUUGUGAGCAUUUCGCCAAGAUGUCAUUGGAGGAUCUCGAGAAUGUGGAGUUCCCAGCUGGGAGCUCGGCAGAGAACGCUAGGAUGGCUCUGAUGGAGCUAGCAUUAGCGGUGGAAGAUGUUGACUCAGAGCAGUGGCAACAGGUUUUACGGAGAGACCUACAGAUUAGCGAGGCUACGUGGUUACAGUCGAUGGAGAAAUGGACCGAGGAGUUACAUGACGAGGUAAAGGAGCAACGGAAGAGAUACCUCACGAAUGGUCACUACUUUGUCGAUGGACAGGACUUGCCGACGAACUAAUAGCAACUACUAUCAUACCAGAAUUUGAGUUAUGACUCGGUUCGCUCUCUCAUGCUAUUGAGGCAGUUUUCACUGAAGGGAGUUUUCCAGCGCCACCUUUUCGGAGCGGCAAAAUGCUACUCGACAUCGGCGGAGCGUAAUUUGGGUUUUAGUAUCAUUAGUGAUUUCCUCAGAGACUGCUACGAUUUCA
This is a messenger RNA of Perkinsus marinus ATCC 50983, 4249 nucleotides long. RefSeq names its product mgATP-energized glutathione s-conjugate pump, putative. The transcript has 29 exons. Bases 1 to 4059 code for a protein of 1352 amino acids. The record is from RefSeq and is a predicted model, not a curated record. NCBI's taxonomy places the organism in Eukaryota, Perkinsozoa, Perkinsida, Perkinsidae. Gene Ontology annotation, biological process: transmembrane transport. Gene Ontology annotation, cellular component: membrane. Gene Ontology annotation, molecular function: ATP hydrolysis activity; ATP binding; ABC-type transporter activity.